GCCCUCCUCCCAGUGGGUCCAGGCCAGAAGGAACCAUGCGUCCAUUAGAUCCAUUACGUUCAAUCCACCUGCCUGUGCAAAGCGUCCCACCUUCAGUAUGACUUUUCAACCAUGUCCUCAAGUCAACUUAUCCACGGCUUCGACAAAUCUUGGCCCUCGGUAGGUAGGCCAGGCAUGACGCGGUGGCGCAGGCUGCACCCUGUGGCGUCGGAAAAUGCGCCGAGGCUCACAUGCCACAGGCGAUGCGACUCGAUCAACAUGCGACUGCUGACAAUGCGGGGAAACGCCCUGAAUCUGGGGAUUAAACAUGGUCGUUUGCGUCCCUGAUGUAUAGUGAAUCCAUUCUGGAUCCAUUGGCGGAUUCUCUUCGCUCCUCGCCAACAGCGCUCGGGAAUAGUAAAAGGGGCGAACAUGUCGCCUCUCUCGCCGAAAGCAACCCCUCUGCCUCCGCUUCCAUCUGACGAUCCGCUCACAGCAGCGCAAUGGAAGACCCUACUUGCUAUAACCGAUGCCAUCGUUCCAGCCAUCAAACCCAUAUCCACGGCAAACACGCAGACUGAGAUCGCCGUGGCGGACAAUGCCUACUCGACCGCUGUGAGCAAGCUGCAAGCAUGCACGCCGGCGAACGAUCCUGAUGCGGAGACGGCGGCCAAAGACUAUCUAGACGACUAUGCCUCCAAGGAUCCGGCGUUUAAGCUGGCCUUGACGAGGAUACUCGCCAUUUACUUGCCCCAGAGCCAGAAGAAUGAGAUCACUAUGGUCUUGAACAUUCUGAACACGAGGGCUGGCUCGUUCGCCCUCACUGGGUACCUUACCCCCAUUAGUGAGCAACCCGCCCAUAUCAGAGAGUCCAUCAUUCAAAGCUGGGCGACGGCGAGGCUUGGUCUUCUCCGCCAACUACAUAAAUCUUUGACUGUUCUCACCAAGCAGACAUGGAUCAAAAUCACACCGUCUCUACGCCGCGUGCUAGGUGUUCCGCGCGUACCGAUUGGCAUGAAGUCUGGCAAAGGGUACGACUAUGAGUUCAUCCAGUUCCCGCCCGGUGACAAGCCAGAAGUCAUCGAAGUAGAUGUAGUGAUUGUUGGGAGUGGCUGUGGAGGUGCCGUCAGCGCCAAGAAUCUGGCAGAAGCUGGUCACAAUGUCCUGGUCGUAGAGAAAGCCUAUCACUGGACGCCAGAUCACUUUCCAAUGAGCGAGGCCAAUGGCUGGGAUCACUUAUUUAUGAACGGGGCCUUCAUAUCCUCCGACGACAACUCACUCAACGUAGUAGCUGGACAGUCUUGGGGCGGUGGUGGAACGGUGAACUGGUCUGCUUCUCUCCAGACCCAAGGCUACGUCCGUCGUGAGUGGGCAACCAAAGGCCUACCGUUCUUCACGUCGGCCGAGUUCCAGGAAGCCUUGGAUCGCGUGUGUGGCCGUAUGGGCGUCUCCACCGAAUACAUCAAGCAGAACCGCAGCAACGAAAUCCUCCUCGAAGGCGCCAGGAAACUAGGCUGGUCUCACAAACCCGUGCCACAGAACACUGGAGGAAACCAACACUGGUGUGCUCAUUGUACGUUUGGCUGCGGGUCCUGCGAAAAACAGGGCCCUGUCGUAUCUUACCUUCCUGAUGCAGCCCACGCAGGCGCAAAGUUUGUUGAAGGUUUCCAUGCCGAGAAGAUUGUUUUUGCAAGCAAGGGCGGAAAACAGGUUGCUACAGGGGUCCUCGGCACGUGGGUAUCUCGUGACAUUCACGGCGGCGUCGCUGGCUCACCCUUGACGCGGCGAAAGGUCCUCAUCAAGGCCAAACGUGUCAUCGUCAGCGCUGGAAGCAUGCAGUCGCCCCUCCUUUUACUCCGCUCCGGUUUAAAGAACCCCCAGAUUGGACGUAACUUGUACUUGCAUCCUGUCACUAUGCUUGGCGCCUUCCACAAAGAGGAGAUCAAGCCCUGGGAAGGCGCCAUCUUGACGUCGGUCGUGAGCGAGUAUGAGAACCUAGACGGGAAGGGACACGGCGUAAAGCUGGAGGCUACUAACAUGAUGCCCUCGUCCUGGCUCAUCUGGCUCGACUGGAAAAGUGGACUGCAGUAUAAACUCGACGCAGCGCGGAUGAAACACAUGACAGGCUACAUCUCCAUCUGCCGCGAUCGUGACACUGGUCGUGUAUACCCAGAUCCCGUCGACGGGAGAGUUAGAUUCCAAUACUCGACGAGUAAGUUUGACAAAAGACACCUCCUAGAAGGGCUUAUCGCGCUCGCGAAGAUCCAGUACGUCGAAGGGGCAAGUGAGAUGUUUACAAUUAUACCUGGCAUGCGGCCUUUUAUCCGCGAUCCGUUAACGCCUCCUGGUGAGGGGAUCAACGACGAGAAGUUUCAAGCCUGGCUCGAUGAGAUUAGGGCGCGGGGCUUCCCGACGCCGGAGAAUGGAUUUGUGUCUGCGCAUCAGAUGGGGUCGAAUCGCAUGAGUGCGGUGGAGAGGGACGGUGUUGUUGAUCCUGAGGGGAGGGUCUGGGGCACAGAGGGAUUAUAUGUGGCAGAUGCAAGCAUCUUUCCUAGCGCGAGUGGGGUCAAUCCCAUGGUUACGAAUAUGGCGAUUAGUGAUUGGAUUUCGAGGGGCAUUGCGAGGGGUUUGGAAGAGAGGCCUCGGCUUUGAGUAGCCUUUGGAGCCGUAUAGUGUUGGAUAGUAUCGCGAAGGUGACGUAAAGUUAUGAUAUCCCAUUCAAAGUCUACCGUCCA
Molecule: messenger RNA, 2714 nt
Organism: Cucurbitaria berberidis CBS 394.84
Lineage: Eukaryota; Fungi; Ascomycota; Dothideomycetes; Pleosporales; Cucurbitariaceae
Product: long chain fatty alcohol oxidase
Exons: 1
Coding region: 412-2631 (739 amino acids)
Molecular function (GO): long-chain-alcohol oxidase activity; flavin adenine dinucleotide binding
Source: RefSeq, a predicted model, not a curated record